AUGACAAGAGCAAAAAAGCGUUUUGGAUGUCGGCAAGGAAAGAAUGGUGCAACGAGGAAUCAAGAAUGCCCUCUGGCUCGAAAAUCUUGCAGAGCUGCACUGUUCGCUUCACCGUGGAGCGAGGGCAAAACGAAGGAAGAAUUCCCAGAAGAUGGGAACAUUGCCAUUAUAUCUGUCAAGACCGGCACAAAUGAAAAAGCUUGCUCCGCUAAGAAGAAACGAAGGGAAAGAGUCGCAAAAGCUCCACCU
This is a messenger RNA of Cooperia oncophora, 249 nucleotides long. The record is from the annotation of a GenBank genome assembly. Lineage: Eukaryota; Metazoa; Nematoda; Chromadorea; Rhabditida; Trichostrongylidae.